AAUCCAUCAUUUCUCCUUUUAUAUUAUGAUGAAUCUAUGAGGGAGAUUUUAUGUUAUCCUAAAGAUUUGUUGAUAGAUAAUAACGGUAAUUCACAAUCUUUUGAGGAAUUCAAGGCAUUAUCUUAUGAUAAGUUAAAUGAACAACUGGAGUUUCAAAAUUUUGAAGAUGCUUACAAUAAAUAUCUUAACACUUGUAUAGAAAAAAUAGAAGAAUUAAAAAAUCCAACUGCACUUGUUAAUAUUAUUAAUAAAAAUGUUCACGAAUUUAUACCACAAUACAUUAAAAAUUCAGAAAUUCAAAAUAAUUUUGAAAAUUUUCUUAGAACCAAGCUCUUUACAUUAAAAAACAACACAAAUCAAGAUUUUGAAAAAAAACAAAUUAUUGACUUAUUCCUUAAAAAUUUUAACAUUGGAGCAAAAAUUAAUGAUGCCAUUAAUCAAGUAUGCAAUGAGAGACAGAAAGAAAUCACUGAUGCAAUACUGCUAUCCACUCAUAUAUUAUCUCCCAAAGAAUAUCUAGAUAAAUAUGAAGCCAGAGACAAAAUUUUGGGGCAAAUGGAUUCUGUCUCCAACGAUUUAACUUGCCUCCGAUAUUUGUUGAAUGAGAAACCUACACCUACAGUAUUUGCCGUUAUCCCGUUUAAGGAAAACCUUCCAACUGACGACAUUCAUAAAAGACCUGAUUUAAACCAACUUAAGACUAUCAAUGCUACUGAAAAAUCUUCAAAAAAGAAAAACGAUAACCACUUGAGCAUCAUUUACGAAGAAAAUUCUUCGCACGGUAGCAAUAAUACAACUACUUUAUUAGCCUCUUACAACAAUAAAUCAUUGGCUAAUACUCAAAACGAGGAAAGCUAAGAACAAUUAUAAUUUUUAUUAUAAAUGAUGAGCGGGGAUAUUUAUUAUAACUUUAUAUAUGUUCCUUAUAUAUAA
Messenger RNA from Gordionus sp. m RMFG-2023, 933 nucleotides. RefSeq lists its product as uncharacterized. Bases 37 to 858 code for a protein of 273 amino acids. NCBI's taxonomy places the organism in Eukaryota, Metazoa, Nematomorpha, Gordioida, Chordodea, Parachordodidae. The record is from RefSeq and is a predicted model, not a curated record. The transcript has 7 exons.